CGGAGUGCGAUAGUGCUGGAAAUCCAAACAUUGCGUGUGGUUAGCCAAGGUAACACAUUCAACAACAACAGCGGCGCGGGUAGCAGCAGUGAUGGGCAAAGGAAGGGGCACAUUUGAAAGGCUUCUCGAUAAAGCCACUAGUCAACUGCUGUUGGAGACAGACUGGGAGUCGAUCCUGCAGAUCUGUGAUCUCAUCCGGCAAGGGGAUGCCCAGGCAAAGUAUGCCAUCGGUGCCAUCAAGAAGAAGCUCAAUGAUAAGAACCCCCAUGUGGCUCUGUACGCCCUGGAGGUGCUGGAGUCAGUGGUGAAGAAUUGUGGACAGACAGUGCAUGAUGAGGUGGCCAACAAGCAGACCAUGGAGGAGCUCAAGGACCUUCUCAAGAAACAGACGGAGCCCAACGUCAAGAACAAGAUCCUUUACCUGAUCCAGGCCUGGGCGCACGCCUUCCGUAACGAGCCCAAGUACAAGGUGGUCCAGGAUACCUACCAGAUCAUGAAGGUGGAGGGUCAUGUGUUCCCGGAGUUCAAGGAGAGUGAUGCCAUGUUUGCUGCAGAAAGGGCACCUGACUGGGUUGACGCAGAGGAAUGUCAUCGGUGCCGGGUUCAGUUCGGAGUCGUGACCAGAAAGCAUCACUGUCGCGCCUGUGGGCAGAUCUUCUGUGGGAAGUGCUCCUCCAAGUACUCCACUAUCCCCAAGUUUGGCAUUGAGCGGGAGGUGCGCGUGUGUGAGCCCUGCUUCGAGCUCCUCAACAAAAAGGCAGAAGGUAAAGCAGCUUCUGGGGGUCCAAGUGAACUCCCUCCUGAGUACCUGACCAGCCCGCUGUCCCAGCAGUCUCAGAUGCCCCCCAAGCGGGAUGAGGCAGCACUGCAAGAGGAAGAGGAGCUCCAGCUAGCUAUUGCCUUGUCACAGAGUGAGGCUGAAGAAAAGGAGAGGAUGAGACAGAAGACCUCAUAUGGGGCAUACCCCAAGGCAGAACCCACCCCAGUGAGUUCAGCACCCCCAGCCAGCACCCUCUACUCCUCUUCAGUGACCUCUUCUGCCCCAUCAGCUGAGGAUGUAGAUCCAGAGUUGGCACGAUACCUGAACAGGACUUACUGGGAGAAGAAGCAAGAGGAGGUUUGCAAAAGCCCAACCCCCUCUGCUCCUGCCCCAGUGUCAGUGGCUGAGCCCUUGCCAAUCAGCCAGCCUGUUGAAAGUCACCUUCCAGUGCAACCAGUCAGCAUUGUGGAGCAGCAGUACCAGAAUGGCGAGUCAGAGGAGAACCACGAGCAGUUCUUGAAGGCUCUGCAGAAUGCUGUCACCACCUUCCUGAACCGUAUGAAGAGUAACCACAUGCGUGGCCGCAGCAUCACCAACGACAGCGCUGUACUCUCGCUUUUCCAGUCUAUCAAUAGCAUGCACCCGCAGCUCCUAGAGCUGCUCAACCAGCUAGACGAGAAAAGACUAUACUACGAGGGCCUUCAGGACAAGCUGGCCCAGGUGCGAGAUGCACGGGCAGCCCUGAACGCUCUCCGGGAUGAACACCGUGAGAAACUGAGGCAGGCCGCGGAGGAGGCUGAGCGCCAGCGCCAGAUUCAGCUGGCUCACAAACUGGAGAUCAUGAGGCAGAAGAAGCAGGAGUACCUGGAGAUGCAGAGGCAGCUGGCCAUCCAGCGGCUGCAGGAACAAGAGAAGGAGCGGCAGCUGCGGCUGGAGCAACAGAAACACACCAUCCAGAUGCGUGCCCAGAUGCCUGCAUUCCCUCUGCCCUAUGCACAGAUGCAGUCACUCCCCCCAAACAUGCCUGGAGGGGUUGUCUACCAGGCAACAGGGCCACCCAGUUACCCUGCGACCUUCAGCCCCUCCGGCUCAGUGGAGGGGUCACCCAUGCACACAGUUUACAUGAACCAGCCAGGUCAGGCUGGGGGUAGUACCCCCUACCAGGCCAUGCCUGUCUCUGCCACAGAUCCCAAUAUGGUAAAUGCCUACAUGUACCAGACAGCAGCCUCUGCUGGUCAAGCUGCACCCCCAGCCCAGGCCCCACCCACUAGCAACCCCACCUACUCCACUUACCAGCCCACUCCCACACAAGGCUAUCAGAAUGUGGCAUCUCAGGCACAGGGCAUGGCCCCAAUGUCUCAGGCCGUGCCCACCAAUGGAAUGGGCUACAUGGGCUACCAGCCGUACAGCAUGCAGAGCAUGAUGUCAGCACUGCCCGCUCAAGACCCCGCAAUACCUCCUCAACAACCUUACCUUCCUGGACAGCAGUCCCUGUAUCAGCAGAUGAUGCCACCUGGUGGUCCUCAGCAUCAGCCACAGCCUCCUCAACCCCAGCAGCCCCAGGCACCUACAGGCAGUGCAGAGGCCCAGCUCAUCUCCUUUGACUGACCAGUCACAUGUCCACUGUGUUUCUUGCUUACCGGGUCCUAAACACACUACACCAAGAAACUACCUGCAUUUGCCCCCCAGCUAAAAAUGAAAUGGCUUCACAGAAAUAUCACAAUGAUAUGUCAGUCCUGUCCUUCCUUGCUUCAUGAUGCAGACUCAAGACACUGGGAGAAAGGUUAAUAGGGGUGACUUCUAUCUCUCCAGUGGUUACUAAAAAAAAAAAAAAAAA
Messenger RNA from Scleropages formosus (Asian bonytongue), 2597 nucleotides. RefSeq names its product hepatocyte growth factor-regulated tyrosine kinase substrate-like. Gene Ontology annotation, molecular function: phosphatidylinositol binding; ubiquitin binding; metal ion binding. The transcript is spliced from 21 exons. Gene Ontology annotation, biological process: receptor internalization; endocytic recycling. The coding region runs from base 92 to 2368 and encodes 758 amino acids. NCBI's taxonomy places the organism in Eukaryota, Metazoa, Chordata, Actinopteri, Osteoglossiformes, Osteoglossidae. Gene Ontology annotation, cellular component: early endosome. The record is from RefSeq and is a predicted model, not a curated record.